AUGAUCUUUCAUGCGUCACUCGUGAAAAUAUCUUUGUCUUCCGAGUCACGAGAUGAGAGAUACGCCAUAUUUCACAACCCCAGGUCCCUACAACCAGCACUCCUCACGACCCAAAGUCCUUACAACCAGCACUCCUCACCAGCCCAGGUCCUCACAACCAACACUCCUCACCCCCCUAGGCCCUCACAACCAGCACUGAUCACCACCCCAGGUCCUCACAACCAGCACUCCUCACCAGCCCAGGUCCCCACAACCAGCACUCCUCACCAACCCAGGUCCUCACAACCAGCACUCCUCACCACCCCAGGUCCUCACAACCAGCACUCCUCACCACCCCAGGUCAUUGCAGCCAGCACUCCGCACCAACCCAGGUCCUCACAACCAGCACUCCUCACCAGCCCAGGUCAUUGCAACCAGCACUCGGCAACAACCCAGGUCCCCACAACCAGCACUGAUCACCACCCUAGGUCCUCACAACCAGCACUGAUCACCACCCCAGGUCCUCACAACCAGCACUCCUCACCAACCCAGGUCCUCACAACCAGCACUCCUCACCAGCCCAGGUCCCCACAACCAGCACUCCUCACCAACCCAGGUCCUCACAACCAGCACUCCUCACCACCCCAGGUCCUCACAACCAGCACUCCUCACCACCCCAGGUCAUUGCAGCCAGCACUCCGCACCAACCCAGGUCCUCACAACCAGCACUCCUCACCAGCCCAGGUCCUCACAACCAGCACUCCUCACCAACCCAGGUCAUUGCAACCAGCACUCCGCACCAACCCAGGUCCUCACAACCAGCACUCCACACCAACCCAGGUCCCCACAACCAGCACUGAUCACCACCCCAGGUCCUCACAACCAGCACUCCUCACCAGCCCAGCCCAGGUCCUCACAACCAGCACUGAUCACCAACCCAGGUCCUCACAACCAGCACUGAUCACCAACCCUGGUCCUCACAACCAGCACUCAUCACCACCCCAGGUCCCAACAACCAUCAUUCCUCGGCACCCCAGGUCCUCACAACCAGCACUCAUCACCACCCCAGGUCCCCACAACCAUCAUUCCUCGGCACCCCAGGUCCUCACAACCAGCACUCCUCACCAGCCCAGGUCCCCACAACCAAAACCGAUCACCACCCCAGGUCCUCACAACCAGCACUCCGCACCAGCCCAGGUCCCCACAACCAGCACUGAUCACCACCCCAGGUCCUCACAACCAGCACUGAACACCAGCCCAGGUCCUCACAACCAGCAGUCAUCACCACCCCAGGUCCUCACAACCAGCACUGAACACCAGCCCAGGUCCUCACAACCAGCAGUCAUCACCACCCCAGGUCCUCACAACCAGCAGUCAUCACCACCCCAGGUCCCCACAACCAUCAUUCCUCGGCACCCCAGGUCCUCACAACCAGCACUCCUCACCAGCCCAGGUCCCGACAUCCAGCACUCCGCACCACCCUAG
Messenger RNA from Haliotis rufescens (red abalone), 1464 nucleotides. RefSeq names its product mucin-2-like. NCBI's taxonomy places the organism in Eukaryota, Metazoa, Mollusca, Gastropoda, Lepetellida, Haliotidae. The coding region runs from base 1 to 1464 and encodes 487 amino acids. The record is from RefSeq and is a predicted model, not a curated record. The transcript has 4 exons.